This is a messenger RNA of Suillus subaureus, 348 nucleotides long. RefSeq lists its product as uncharacterized. The coding region runs from base 1 to 348 and encodes 115 amino acids. Lineage: Eukaryota; Fungi; Basidiomycota; Agaricomycetes; Boletales; Suillaceae. The transcript is spliced from 2 exons. The record is from RefSeq and is a predicted model, not a curated record.
AUGUUGGAUGGCGAGAUUCACCUCACUAAAGUUCUUUACUUCACCUGUCUAGCUGUUGCAGAUGGCUUAGAUGAAGAUGGAGAACAGAUUUUUCAUUGGCAGGCCAUGGCACUUGUCAUGAUGUAUUCCUAUCCAGAUCAUGACCUUCUUGAGCUCUCCUUUCAUGCUGUAAAUGUGAAAUCCAUUACUGAUGUCAUUGGCAUGGUGCCCCACCAACCCAAUCUACCAUCUGGGGUGACUGAGGACAGAUAUUUUUUAGUUGAGAAGCCGGGACUCAAUAUUGCAACAUUCGGGGUGGCUUACAAGGGUGCUGGUGAAGAUGACGAGGCUCAAGACAAUGAAUAUUAG